Messenger RNA from Monomorium pharaonis (pharaoh ant), 1290 nucleotides. It is a transcript of the gene RPA2, whose product is annotated as replication protein A 32 kDa subunit. Gene Ontology annotation, cellular component: site of double-strand break; DNA replication factor A complex; chromosome, telomeric region. Bases 145 to 870 code for a protein of 241 amino acids. Gene Ontology annotation, biological process: nucleotide-excision repair; DNA replication; double-strand break repair via homologous recombination. Lineage: Eukaryota; Metazoa; Arthropoda; Insecta; Hymenoptera; Formicidae. The record is from RefSeq and is a predicted model, not a curated record. The transcript is spliced from 2 exons.
AUCACUAGCUUGGUUUCCUAACUUAACCUUCUAAAUUUCACGCGCGUAAAUUUAGCUGUCGAUACAAUUCGUUGAGAGGUUGAAUUUCAGUUUUCUCUUGGGUUUUUGUUCGCAUUUUUCGGGGACUGUCAAGUAGCUGUGACAAUGUGGAACGAAAGUUCUAUAAACAGUGGAGGUGGAUUUCUGGACGAGAGUACGCAGGGCGGUGGUACAAGCAGAAAAGGCUCGCAAAAUGAAAAGACCAUCGUUCCCGUAUUGAUAAAGCACAUUACAUCCAGUACGGACGACUUGCAGCUCGCUGGUCGAACCGUGAACACUCUAAAACUCGUCGGAAUCAUACGUCGUAUUGAGCAAGACACGACAAAAAUCUCGUUCACCAUUGAAGAUGACACAGGUAUUGUCUCAGCCAUGAUGUGGCUGGAAGCAGAUAAGAAUCCUGAGGAAAGUAAUAUUUGUACAGAAAUCAAUACAUAUGUACGAAUUUAUGGGGUACUACGCACACAAAGUAAUCAGCGAUUUGUAAUGAUCUUGCGUAUGCAUUCCUUGGAGAACUUGAAUGAACUGACAGCACACUUUAUGGAAGUCCUGUAUGUUACACUAAUGGCUAAGAAACCUGCAGAAGAAUCGACAUUACCCACUAAUAAUUCAUUAAUGGUUGAUAACACAAUGUGCGGCAUGUCACCUGAGCAAAUAGCAGUUCUUGAGAUUGUCAAGUCGGCAAAUGAUGCUGAGUGUGGUAUCGAGAAACGAGAUAUUUUGGCAAAAGUACCGAAACAUAUUGUAUCUCGUUUAGACGAGAUACUGGACUUCCUCCUCUGCGAAGGACAUAUUUAUACAACCAGUUCAGAGGAUUUCUUUAAAGCUACCUAAGUUACAUGUUGUCUUAAAAAGUAUUUCCUAUAAGAUUAAGAGAUUACAAUCGAUAUUUAUAUUAAAUAUGAUAAAACUUACGUGGUAUUACAUUUGUUAACUUCUAUAAGUAAAUGUUUACUAUUAUUAUUAGAAGAGUGAGCCCAUGUUCAGAAAAUAAAUGCUUAGAACAAUGUGUUGAAGCGUUAUUUGCAUCAUUCUAUCCUUAUUUUAUAUAUAACAUUGUGUGUUGUAUAUGAUAAAGAUAGAAUAAUGUAAAAGUAUACUGAAUCAUAAACUUGUUCUGAAUAUAGACAUUAAUCUUUUUCCUUAACAAAUUAAAUGAUUAUUUUGAUUUAAACAUAGUAAUGUAUUUUCAUUUUUAAAAAGCUUAAAGUAUUUUAAUAAAAAAAUGUUUAAUAAAAAAAUUUAUUAAAUCUG